AUGCAUCUCUUGCGUUCUAUCCCCCUUCUUGCUUCCUUGGCGGCUUACGCUGCUGCUUCGGUAGCUGUAAAACGUCAGGCUUCCUCGACCUCUUCUGCUGCUGGAUCUUCCACGACUUUGACACCAGAUGAUGCUGAUACAGAAUGUACCAACACUGCCGGUAGCCGUGCAUGCUGGGGAAACGGCUUCAGCAUUGCAACCGAUUUUGAUCAAAAGUUCCCUGACACCCAAAAGACAGUUCCAUACACAUUGACCAUUACAAACACUACUCUUGACCCCGAUGGCACAGGCGAUCGAAGGGUCAUGCUGAUCAAUAAUCAGUACCCAGGACCAGUCAUCAGGGCUAAUUGGGGAGAUUGGCUCGAAAUCACAGUCAACAACCACUUGGCUGACAACGGCACCGGUAUUCAUUGGCAUGGUAUUCGGCAGUAUGAAACUUGCGACCAAGACGGUGUCCCUGGAAUAACCGAGUGUCCCAUUGCUCCAGGAAAAUCUCGCACGUACAGGUUCCACUGUACGCAGUAUGGUACCAGUUGGUAUCAUAGCCAUUGGAGUAUGUUGGUCUCUGUCCGGCUCUAUAUCACAACUGACAAGUAUAACAGGUNNGUUCAAUAUGGUGUAGGGACUCUUGGUACGCUCGUCAUCGAUGGUCCUGCUACAGAUAACUACGAUGAAGAUCUUGGCCCCUUCGCGUUGACGGACUGGUAUGACGAAACUGCCUUUUUCAACAACCCUUUGGCACGCAGUAUACCUCCACAGGCCUACACCGGUCUCGUGAAUGGCAUGAAUGUUAGCCCUGACGGAACCAAGGGAAAGUAUUUCAACGCUACUGUCCAAUCUGGCAAGAGAUAUCGCCUACGACUUAUCAACACAUCUGUGGACAGCGCCUUCAUGGUUUCGGUCGACGGCCACCCUUUCACUGUCAUCAGCAAUGACUUUGUCCCAGUCAUGCCUUAUGCUGCAGACCGAGUCUUUGUAGGAAUUGGACAAAGACUCGAUGUUAUCAUUGAGGCCAAUCAGACAGCAGACAACUACUGGUUCCGGGCAGAUGUUCCUGCUGUCGGUGGUGCAUUCCCUGCAUGCGGCAACAAUGCAAAUCCUAGUGGCAUUAGGGCAAUCAUUCAUUACAGCAACACCACAUUCGCCAAUCCUACCAGCACCGCUUGGGACAGAACUGGGGACAACACAGAUCGAUGCAAUGAUGAAUCUUAUAAUUCGAGCAAACUUGCGCCUUACUGGGACAGCUUCGUUCCCGACAAUGCCUUGACAGCAAAUCCUGAGUUCUUAAGCGUGCAGGCUCAGGAGGCUGGUAUCAGAUCAGAUAACGCGACAAUCUUUAGGUGGGCCAUCGACACCACUGCUCUCAAUGUAACCUGGGAGAAGCCGACCCUUGAAUACGUUCAGGAGAAAAACACAAGCUACGCGCCUUCCAUGAAUCUAAUAAAUAUGCCCGACGCCGAGUGGACAUAUUGGGUUCUCCAGGAGAUUUCCACUCCUGCGGGUGCAGGACUCUUUGUUCCUCAUCCCAUCCACUUGCAUGGACAUGACUUCUACGUGUUGGGCGCCAAAGAGAACAGCAACUACACCAACGAUCAAGCGAGCGAGCUGAAUUUCAAGAACNCCCCUCGUCGUGAUACUGCAAUGCUUCCAACCCAAGGCUGGCUGGUUAUUGCCUUUGAGACGAACAACCCCGGUGCUUGGAUCAUGCAUUGUCACAUCGCGUGGCAUGUAGCCGACGGUCUGGCCACCCAGUUCCUCGAGACACCCGAUCAGAUCAAACUCGACCCUGCCUUCAACGACAUCUGCUCGGAAUGGCGCGACUUCUAUCCUGAAGAAUCCUACUGGAAAAAGGAUGACUCUGGUGUCUAG
Aureobasidium vineae is the source of this 1869-nucleotide messenger RNA. The record is from the annotation of a GenBank genome assembly. NCBI's taxonomy places the organism in Eukaryota, Fungi, Ascomycota, Dothideomycetes, Dothideales, Saccotheciaceae.